AUGAGCGAGAAGAGAGAGGAGCGAGAGGAGCGAGAAGAGAGCGAGAGGAGCGAGAAAAGUGAGGAGCGAGAGGAGCGAGAGUUGCGAGAAAAGAGUGGAGCAAGAAAAGAGAAGAUAGAGAAAAGAGAGGAGCGAGAAAAGGGAGGCGCGAGAAAAGGGAGGAGCGGGAGGAGCGAGAAAAGAGAGGAGCGAGAAAAGAGAGAAGCGAGAAAAGGGAGGUGCGAGAAAAGGGAGGAGCGAGAAAAGGGAGGGCGAGAAGAGCGAGAAAAGAGAGGAGCGAGAGUUGCGAGAAAAGAGUGGAGCAAGAAAAGAGAAGAUAGAGAAAAGAGAGGAGCGAGAAAAGGGAGGCGCGAGAAAAGGGAGGAGCGGGAGGAGCGAGAAAAGAGAGGAGCGAGAAAAGAGAGAAGCGAGAAAAGGGAGGUGCGAGAAAAGGGAGGAGCGAGAAAAGGGAGGGCAAGAAGAGCGAGAAAAGAGAGGAGCGAGAAGAGAGAGGAGAGAAAAGAGGAACGAGAAAAGGGAGGUGCGAGAAAAGGGAGGAGCGAGAAAAGGGAGGGCGAGAAGAGCGAGAAGAGAGAGGAGCGAAAAGAGAGAGGAGAGAGAGGAGCGAGAAGAGAGAGGAGCGAGAAGAGAGAGGAGCGAGAAAAGAGAGGAGCGAGAAAAGGGAGGAGCGAGAGGAACAAGAAAAGGGAGGAGCGAUAG
Messenger RNA from Knipowitschia caucasica, 699 nucleotides. The record is from the annotation of a GenBank genome assembly. Lineage: Eukaryota; Metazoa; Chordata; Actinopteri; Gobiiformes; Gobiidae.